AUGUUCAAAGAACGCAACGUACAAGCAACAUCGCUAAAGAAAAAGAGGCGAGCUGCCGGGCUCGGGGCCGGGCGGGGGGCGCUCGGCAAAGCCCGGAGCGGCGGAGCGCGGCCCGCGCCCGGGACGCGACCCCUGACCCCGGCCGCCGCCCCCCGCCCCCCCGCCGGAGUCCACUUCUCCGGGUCUUCGGGCCGACCGCGCGGCAGGGACGCGCGGUGGGCACUGCCGCCCCGGGACCCGGGCUGGGGAAGGGUCGCGCGCGGUGUGGGCGGCGUCCGGCGAGGGGUGUGGGCCACGCGGCAGGAGCCAGCCCCCGCGCCGGGAGUUCGGGCCCCCGCGGCACCCCGGCCCCCGCGUUCCCCACCCCCGCGCCCGGAUCCCCGCGCCCAGCGAGGCCGGUGGGAGGGUCAGCCAACGGCCCUGCCCGGCGCCGGCGUCCACCUCGAGGAAAGAACCAGGUCCCCACCUGAAGCGCCCGGCACCCGGCCGGCCCCGCGCCCUGGAAAGGUCGCUUUCUUCUCGGUCCUCCCCGCGGGCCCCCUCCCCGCAUUCCCGCGUGACCCAGACCUGGAGCCCCUCGGGCCACAGCGGACAUCGCGGGGCGGGUGGGGGGGUCUGGACACAAGUGGGAAGAACCCGCCGAGAACAGAGGUCAUUUUGUCGCUUGGGACCCAGGCGCCCGGAGGAGACAAGGAACCUGUGAGGUGCUGCACCGGAGUCGGAGGACCUGUCCUGGACCCUCCCUGCCCCUCACCUCCACGCCUCGCCAGCGAGGCCUUGGGCCUAGGAGUCACUGUCCUCCUGGACUGGAGACUCACAGCCACCCAGCUGGGCAGUUAAGCGAGGAAAUGACAGAAUGAGGGGACAGCUCCCGGCAAAUGCCAGCACACAAGCAGGGCCUCAGUGAAGACGUUGACUGAAUCAGUCGUGGCAGAUCUGUAACCUGAAUGGCAGCACCGUCAUUUUCCUUAUGGUGAAGCAUCUCAAACACACGCUGGAGAGGCGACGUCAUGAGCCCUCCCUGUGUGCCCAAGAACCAGCCAAUCCUAACAUCUUGCCAUACUUGCUUCGGAUGUUCGUGUACAAACUAAAUAAUAUCACGAUACA
Leopardus geoffroyi (Geoffroy's cat) is the source of this 1107-nucleotide messenger RNA. Its product is annotated as basic proline-rich protein-like. The coding region runs from base 1 to 840 and encodes 279 amino acids. The transcript is spliced from 3 exons. The record is from RefSeq and is a predicted model, not a curated record. Lineage: Eukaryota; Metazoa; Chordata; Mammalia; Carnivora; Felidae.